CUUUUAGGCUUUAUUUUUUAAAGAAUCAAAUACCGAGGGUGAACACUUAGUGCACUCCUCUGUUUACUUUUUGCAAGAUCGUCUACUGAGCAUAAAGAGAUUCGGGAGAGCAAACACACGACGAGAACGCUGAAUUUUUUAUGGUUUAAGAGUGAAAACAAAUAAUGGAUCCGAAUGAUUCGGAUGGAUCAUGGGAGUUUGUGGAUCAUAAGGAUUCUGACUCUGACGCAUCAUCAGUAGCAUCACCCUAUGAUACUGGAUUACCAGAGGAAAACCUGGCAACCCUGCCUUCACAAAAUGAGGAAUCAGUCGGAAGUGCUUGGAAUAAUCAUGAUGACUUUAUAACGGAUAGUGAUAUAGAAGCUUGUGCUGAAGAACCUCCCGAGUCGGAUGAUGGGGAUGGAGAUAUCACACUGAAGCAGGAUACCCUGCCUUCAUCACCACAGAUUGAUAAAGAUGACUCGACACCUGAGAUGCAAAGUUCUGGUGAACAUGGUUCACAAUCUUCAUCAAGUACAAUCACAAAAUCAGUGACAGCAAUGGAAAAUGAAAAUCCACCACAAAUGGUAGCUGAAACCUGCGAUGAUAUAAAUACAUCUGCCAUAUCCAAAACUGACUGUCAGCAGAAUGACAACACUAGUCCCGAAGAUGCUGAUCAUCCCACAGAGGAAGUGACAUCACAGGAAAUAACAAUUAAAGACGCAUCAUUAGUUGAUGACAUCACUGUACCACUCAUUGACUCAGAGCAAACACCAGCUGUGCUAGAGAGUCUUCAAUUGCCUCCCAUAUCUUCAGCUUCUUCAGAAUCAUCCGAUUUUGAAAGAAUCGAUUCAACUUCUGAUUUGACUUCCGUCACUACGAACUCUGACCUGAACUUUGAACCUGAUGUUAUACAAAGCUUGGAUUUGAAACCUGAGGAGGGGGAAGUCCCUUCAAUUGAGAUUGAAAGUUUCUCAACCGGGGAGGAUCAGGAUAGUGAUGAAGGUUCAAUCACAUUUGCAGUCAUCAGUGCCCCUCCACCCACUGAGAUCAUAUCUCAUAAGAUUGCAACUAGUGUCAUUUUUGGUGAUGAUUCAACCAAUCAGAGAAGCGUUGGCAUGGUUACGGAAGCUGCAUUGGCUAAACAUAACCUGGUUGACAUGGCAACAGAACCAGACAUGGCCAAUCAGAAGACUGUUGGCAUGGUUACGGAACAAGCUGGACCACCCAAUCAGAGGCUUCUGAUUUCGUUUAUCGCCCUCAGUUUUGGCAUGGGAUUUCUGCUAGGAGCAACUGUACCAAUGUCACAAUCAACAGUGUGGCAAUAUCCUGAGGAAAUAGUUGCUUUAGAAGAGAAAGAGAUACCUCCUUUCUCUCUCCGAGACAUCUACAAGGAGUCAGAAAAUCCGCUGACCAAGGGAGGAAUUGAGAGGAAUGACUUCAUGAAAUAUAAACUCUUCAUGGAAAAUUCAAGACUUCGUAACAAGAAUCGUGGACUUCGUUCAAACAUUAGAAAAUUAAAAGAAGAAAACAAGUUUAUGACAAAACAAUCCGAUAAAACCACUAAUGCAGAAAGGUCAUCCAUCGCUCUAGCUUUGCUGCAAAAAUCGCUUAAAAAAAGCCAGGAAUUGAACAAAAUAGAAUUUGAAAAAAGAGACAAAGAAAUAAUGAAACUUCAGACCGAAUUGCAAGUGGCAGAAGAUGAAAAUACUUUCAUGACAACUAAUAUGGAUUUGUAUAAACGACUUCAAGCUCAACACUCUGAAUUGACCUCUCUUCAUGAGAAAUCACUCAGGGCUCACUCUGAAGAAAAAGCCAGUCUUCUUGAACGUCAACAAUCUCUGAAACACCGACUUCAUCGAUACAGAACUGAAAGUAGAAAUCUUAUCCAACAAUCAAAUAAACUCAAGAUCCAUAACUUGCAAUUGAAAUCAAUUAUCCAAUCUUACGAAUCUCGCCAUCAACAACCUUCCACACCAUCACAAUCUGAACCAACCAAGACCUUGUCUCCUCUUAUGCUAGCAUUUGCAGCCAGACGUCAGAAAACUUGCCCUUCGAGUUCAAAGUUCAGAUCACAGGUCAAAUUGUUGCAACUUAGACUCAGGCGACAAAGGUCAAAAAUGUGGAAGUUGGAACAAGAAACACAUUUGAAGUCAAUUGCUUUGGAGAAACUGUACAAUACAAUGGGAGAUUUGAGCAACUAUGCUAUGUGUCUUGGUCAACAAUUGAAAAUGCCUCUCAAUGAGAGAGCAAAGGAUCCCGUAGAAUAUUGCAGGUCCACUUCUAGUGAACCCAAGUCUGCUUCUAGUUUUUCCUCAUCACCUAAGAACUACCCACAAUGCUCUUAUCACGUAAAUGGAACUCUAGCUGUUGAUUUUUCUUCACUGAAUGUCACUGUUAAAGGAUUCAAAGACACAACAAGCUACAAAUUACAAAUUUUGAGCGACCGUACGACACCGGCUAUUUAUUUCAACUCUUCUGUUUUUAUUGAGAAGCCUAUAACUUUAGCCCCAUCUUGUGACAAUAAUCCUCAUGACCUUGAUUUGACUUGGACACCAAUACAACUUCAGUCUUUGGCCCCAAAUUUGUUCCUGCGCACUUGUACGCCCAUGUGGUCACUAAAAAUGUCCGAGCACGACGGGAAAUCUCAAAUCACAAAGCAGAGUUCUUGUCGCUGCUAAGAACCAUUUCUGUUAAUAAUCAGUCACUAGAUGUCAGUAGAAAGAGACAGAAAAUGCGGAAAAUCGACUGGUGGUUGCGAAUCGUGAAUUGAAACGACUACGCAAGGAGAAAAAAGAUUUGAACCAGAAAUUGAAGAACGUCACAAGUGAACUGAAAAAGAAGCCCACCAUGAAACAAUGUUUGCAGUCUGCAUUGGAUACUGAUCAACUUUUAAAUAAAGUUAAUGACACUAAAGCUUACAAAAGGGCCACAAAAAUGGCCCAAAAAGU
Molecule: messenger RNA, 2930 nt
Organism: Styela clava
Lineage: Eukaryota; Metazoa; Chordata; Ascidiacea; Stolidobranchia; Styelidae
Source: RefSeq, a predicted model, not a curated record